Molecule: messenger RNA, 622 nt
Organism: Etheostoma cragini (Arkansas darter)
Lineage: Eukaryota; Metazoa; Chordata; Actinopteri; Perciformes; Percidae
Source: RefSeq, a predicted model, not a curated record
AUGAAAGCUAUCAUACUAAGAAGAUACAAAAGAAGAACCAACUGGGGCUCAACACCCUUAGAGGAGAUGGGAGAUGUUCGGGGCAGAAAAUCCAUCUGAUUGAUGGCGAAGGACAGAAAUAUUGACAGGUCAACACUGCGGAGGUAUAUAGAAAAGAAGGAGGUAAAGAAAGUCAAAACAGUAGGAUACAGUGGAACAGCGGAAGCCAAGAAGGUCUUCACAGAAGAGGUAGAAAAGGAGCUUGCCGAUCACAUCACAACGUUGGCUGAGCAGUUCCAUGGCCUCACUCCAAAGAAAUGCUGUGAACUGGCAUUCCAGUUUGCACAGAAAAACAACAUCCCUGUCCCCAACAACUGGACAGAGAAGUGUCUAGCGGGUACGGUGUGCAGGAAAUUACAUUAUUCAUUAAGACAAGGCUGACAUCUGUGGUUUCAUGCUACGGUAUCUAAAUAGAAUUUAUUAUAUUUCGUUGGGUUAAGAUUGGUUCAAGAACUUUAUGCCAUUCCGCCAUCUCUCCUGUUGUGUGCCUGAAGCAACAUCUUUGGGAGGAGCUACAGCCUUCAACAAAACUACAGUUGAGGAGUUCUUUGACAAUCUGACCAUAGUGAUGGACAGGGGACAG